AUGGAGCAAUUUCGUAAGCGUGGACGUGUCGAAAGCGCACAUAAUGAGCAAUUAACAUGGACAAAUAUGAAAGAAAAACGAGAUCAAGAGGUUGGGAACAAGACAGUUGUAGAGCUUCAUAGCUCCUUUAUCGAUACGACAACUCGUGCUGCUGUAUUACAAACAGGUGAUGCAGUUCAUCAUACGACCACCAUUUGGAUAGAAAAGUAUACAAUGAUGAAAAGACCGCAAUCAGCACCAAAUGUGACAAAACAGGCUGAUGAUAAAGUAAUUGCUCGUAUCUUUCCAGAUAUUUGUCCACGUGAGCUACGGAUUGCAGAGGUGAAAUCAUGGAAAUGUCCAUGGAUGAAUCGAGAGUAUCCGAUCCUGGAAGACCGUGAGACAACUUCAGUGUUGUUGCAACAUACACAAGAGAAUGAAGUGUUGUUACCACCAGUUGCUGAGGACAAAAUGCCGAGUGUUUCAGAGACAUUAUCAUCUCCUCAUGCACAAGAGGAUGUUUCAGCUUCAGUACCAACAACAGAUAGUGAAAAUGAAUGUUGUCAUCCGACGGAUUUUGGUGAUGAGGUGGAAACCAUGGGUAGCGCUACGAAGGAACUGGACAGUGAAAUUGAAUUGCUGACGAAGCAGUUAUUUCUUGAAGAUAAAGAACCGCAGCCAUUAGCUCUUCCACAAUCAACAGAGUGGUCGGUAGUGGUAGGAACGCCGCCUCCAGUAUCCACUCCGCGCAGUCGUGCACCGCUGUGGAAAGCAGUCGAGUCAGCAAAGAAGGUGGUAGCAAGUAAUUGCGCUAGAAAGCGUCCUCAGCUACGGCUCAAACUGGAAGAUAUGCCUACACCUCAACAAGCAGAAGAGAGGGCCCAGCGAGCUGCAACUCGACUUAUUGCUAAACGAGAUGCAAUGGAGGUGGCGAUGAUUGCAGCUGCGGCUUCAUCGGGGUUGAGUACCCCAGCAAGUGGCCCUAGUGCCGCACAACAGGCGAUGAUGAAAUUGAGCUUUAGUUCAGAUUCAGAUUCAGGACUUCAGUCUCCAAACGACAGCGAGCGGCAUAGCACAGGCAGUGCUUAUUCUCCUAAUCACGGCAUGUUUACCACUAAAAGCGUUGCAGUAUCAGAAGCAGGUAUUUCAUCACCCGACGCUGCAUGUCUGCACCUGCAAGAAAACCUUGAGCGCGUGCAGGAGGUUGGUCGAGGGGCUUCUGGUGUGGUUUAUAAGGCUAUACAUAUACCAACGCUGAAAGUAGUUGCCGUCAAGGAUGUACCCGUUUACGGCCGCGGUCAGCGGCGACAGAUGGUUCGCGAGCUCCAUGCGCUGUAUUCGAAUCUUGUGCCAAUGGCGAACAACGACAGCCCAAUGCCUCAAAAAAAACACCUUCCAACUCGAAAAAGCACUGGUAAACCCACAGCAAAACCCAGUCCUUACAUUGUGUCCUUUUAUGAUGCAUUUGUCGAUCGUCCCAAGAACUCCAUUUGCAUGGUCAUGGAGUACAUGAGUACAGGAUCGCUACAGGAUAUUGUCUUGCGCGGUGGAUGCCAAAAUGAAAGGGUUUUAGCACGACUAGCAACAGGUGUAUUGCACGGCUUAUCUCAUAUCCAUAAGAAGCGAAUGGUACAUCGCGAUAUCAAGCCACAUAACUUGCUCACGAAUCGACAAGGCGAUGUCAAAAUUUCGGAUUUCGGCUUAGCACGCACUUUGAAUGACACUUCUACCACUACGAAGACAUUUGUGGGUACUCUUCUGUACAUGGCUCCUGAACGAAUAGGUGGCGGCGCUUACUCGUAUCCAUCUGAUGUCUGGUCCUUCGGACUUGCCAUGAUAUCUGUUGCCUUGGGACGCUAUCCUCUUCCAACGCAGGAUGGUUUUUUCGGUCUGGUUGAUUCCGUUGCAAAUAAGCAAUGCCUCAAGAUGCCUGUCGAUAUGUAUUCUGAAGACUGCUGUUCGUUCGUCGACCAGUGCCUUACACUGGACCCAGACGAACGACCAUCGGCAGACGCACUGCUUCAGCAUCCUUUCAUAUACAAAUACACAGCAGAGGAAACUCUUGCGGAGUGGACGUCGUUCAUCGACAGAGUACAUCUUUCUAAAGAACGCGGUAGUGAGCUGGAAUCUCUGGGUGACGCAGUCUAUCGACACAUGUAUGAGCACUCGGUGAAAUUCUCACAGCUGCCACAGUCGGAACACGGGGUAUCGUUUGUGUCACAAGCGACUCCAAUGUUUUCUCGACGACGAAUAUCUCUUCAGCCAGUACAAAUGAGCUUACAGCUUGGUCUGGCGAAUUACUUGGACAUGCCUGUACAUUUGGUCUAUGAGAAGUUUGAAGAGAAACGUUGUUAUUACAACGACAAAUUGUUGGAAGACUAUUGCUACUCUCCACAAAGCUGGACGGCGUCACCAGGAAUUUCACGGCGCCAGCAAUUUGGUAUCGGCGCUGAUAGUCCACGACGCACGCCACGCGAAAAGGGUUCAUUCUGGCGAAAACUGCAGGAAAGCAUGGCUAAGCUUGGUAAUAUCAAACGGAAGAAGGAGCGAAAACGAGGCCGCACAUCUGCUGUGUUAUAG
Messenger RNA from Peronospora belbahrii, 2559 nucleotides. The record is from the annotation of a GenBank genome assembly. Lineage: Eukaryota; Oomycota; Peronosporomycetes; Peronosporales; Peronosporaceae.